Drosophila innubila is the source of this 1921-nucleotide messenger RNA. RefSeq lists its product as uncharacterized. The record is from RefSeq and is a predicted model, not a curated record. NCBI's taxonomy places the organism in Eukaryota, Metazoa, Arthropoda, Insecta, Diptera, Drosophilidae. The transcript has a single exon. The coding region runs from base 21 to 1412 and encodes 463 amino acids.
UGAUCGGUCACGGCUCGCAAAUGCUCAAUGGAAAAUUCUACACAGGGCUGCCGCCCAAAAUGGUGGAACGUCAAUGCGGCGUUGGCCAAAACCGUCAGGAGUCGCACUUCUUUUGGCCCGAUGACUCGCAGGUCGACAGCGCCUUGGAGACGCGAGUGAAGCGACGCGGCAGUUUCCAACUGGACUCGGGAUCUAAGCCAGUUCAGAGACUCAACUCGCUGCAAGAGGCGGCAACUCCUGAAGUGGACACACGCAAAAUGUUCCACAAGGAGUUUGCCAAAUCAUCCAUACAAUUCUACGACAACUUGCAGCCCAGCAACAACAAUCAAUCGAGAUUGAAUAGAGCUCGUCGAGAGGUGACACCCAAGUUGACGGAUGUGGAGCCUCGACAGCUGCUACCCAUGAAGACUGUGGAGGAGGAAGAUCCAAGUGCAGCCAGACGCAAGCAAGCUUACAGCUCCAAGAUACAAUUCUAUGAUUACGUCAACACCAAUGAAGGCGACGUGACACAGAACAACACACGACGUCCCAAAAUGGACAUGAACAACAAGCGUGAAGUGGAAUUGAACUCGAAGAACAGUCCCAAGUUGCAGGUGAAGCACAAUGUGCGGCAUCUGAGUGUGGAGCCACCGCCAAUGCGAGUGCUUACCAAGAAGCCGCUCAAUGAUGGCCAGCAAUGGGAGCGGGAGCGGGGCAGACCAACUUUUGUCCUACCCAAGAAGAUACUGAAAAAUCAGGCCUGGAUUGAGGACUUUGAUGACUCGCCGCAGGAUUAUCUGGACCAUGGCAUGCGAAUCUUGCGUGUGCGCAGCCCUGCGCCCGCCAAGAAACAUGUUACCUACAGCGAGGAGGCUGACGAGUAUGCCUACUAUGAGGAGCGACCCCAGAGUCGAGCUGAGGGCCGACAGCUGCGACAGUCGCUGUCACAGCCAAAUAUGCGCACAGGAAGUGGCCAACAGCAACAACAGCAACAUCAACAACCAGGUCCAUAUGUGGAAACUGGUCGCGAUACAAAAUCAUUAAAUAACUAUCAUAAAAGUCCCCAUAAUAAUUAUAACAACAGCAAUUACAACAACAACAAUAAUAUUAACUUGCGCUCACCACGGAAAAUCUUGCCAAAAAUGCCAGACAACACAACAGCAACAGCAACAACAACAGCGACGAGAACAUUGAGAAGUCGCCGCUUUGAUGACACACAAACAGCAACUGCUAGAGGAGCAGAGGUGUCAAUGCUAGAGCAGCAGCAGCUGCCAUCUCCCUCUGACCCACGCAAACACCUGCGCAGCAGCCUCUGCUUUAACGGCGACGCUUUGGUGGUCGAUGUGGGUGCUGCUGCGCCGUCGACGUCCGCUGCUGCGCUGGCGCGUCGCAGCUCAGCCGGGCAGCGCGUCAGCGUCGGCUUGCCAGACUGAAGCUGCAAUGAUAUAUACAUAUGCAUAUAUAUUAUUUGUUAUUCGAUAUUUGUGUUGAUUGAAUGCAACUUGACGUUGGCGUCGUGCAGUCUUAAUUGAAUGCGUCAACUGCUGACGCCGACUGCGACGCCGGCAGCAGCAGCUUGUAUACUUUUUGUUGUUGUUGUUUCGACUUCACCCACAACUUAAAAAAUGUUUUUUUUAUCGUUUAGCUGAAUAUAAAUAAAUUAUACAAAGUGCUAAUGAUCUUGCCUAAUAUGCGAGCAACAAAUGUUAAUAACAAACUGUAUUGUUGUUGUUGUCCAGCCAAAAUGUAUUAAUUUAGUUUCAUAAUUUGAGCUAAAACAACAACUAACUAAAACACGUGCACAUAAUCAGAGACUUAAUUAAACACAGAGAGCCAUCUAAUCGUAAUCUUAAGCAUUUAUUGUACACAACUAAACAAAGACUUAAGCAUAGAUAUUUACUAAUAAAUCAAGAAAUAAAUACAAAGAUUGUAAAAAUUAACA